This is a messenger RNA of Folsomia candida, 2593 nucleotides long. RefSeq names its product inactive serine/threonine-protein kinase TEX14. Gene Ontology annotation, biological process: mitotic spindle assembly checkpoint signaling; male meiotic nuclear division; intercellular bridge organization. The record is from RefSeq and is a predicted model, not a curated record. The transcript has 5 exons. Gene Ontology annotation, molecular function: ATP binding; protein kinase activity; protein binding. Gene Ontology annotation, cellular component: intercellular bridge; kinetochore; midbody. Bases 533 to 2380 code for a protein of 615 amino acids. NCBI's taxonomy places the organism in Eukaryota, Metazoa, Arthropoda, Collembola, Entomobryomorpha, Isotomidae.
UUAGUUUAAUUUGAAGAAGAAUAUGUGAAUUCUGAGGACAUGCAUGAUAUUUAUUGUCAAUGUAACACUAGCUUUUGGAAUACUUAUAAUAACACUAUUGACAUUAUAUUAAAUACAUCUCCUCAGUCAUUUAUCAAGUCCUUGCCUUCUCAUGCUAGUGCAUUUGAGAGUAUGUGAGAUUCUGCAGAGUUCGUCUCAAAUUCUCCCAUUCACCGCAAAAUCUUGUGAAAGUAAGAAACCGAUAAUUUUAUGAAACCUUUGCUCCUGAUUUAAUCCAACCCACUUGGCGAUAACUUUCGUUAUAGUUAAAACCCAGUUGUUAUUUAAAUUAUUUCAUAUUUGUUAAGAUGGACGGACAGUAAGUGGGAGUAAUUGACUUCAAUUUCAAAUUUAACAAUUGCAGAUUUAGGUCAUCCUUAUUCGAUUGUUUUUGGAUAAUACCAAGUUGAAGAGAUCUGUAACAGUGCAGACUGACUGACAUCUCCCAACACUAUAUGCCAGUGACAAUACUACCAACACAAAAUAGUUCGAAAUGGAUAUGAAACAUUUGUCUGGCCUUCCAACCCAGAUUCGAUGGCCUUCAGUACCCUCAAAAUCUGGAACUGACAAGCUCCACUUGGCUGUUUUGAUGGGUCGGCCAAGAAAAAUUCGGAAAUUGGUGUCUUCUGCCAAUGUUCCAGUGGACAGUCGUAACCAGGAUGGACUAACAGCCCUAUUUGUAGCAGCAACGUUAGGGAAGAAGGAUGUGGUUAACACACUCUUACGUCUUGGAGCGAAUCCAAAUGCCCGUUGUCGACCAGAAGGUUUCACCGCUCUUCAUGGAGCUUGUUUCAUUGGAAGUUUAUAUAUUUUAAGAAGGCUUUUGAUCGAGGGAGGAGAUCUGCGAUUAUCUGAUUCGAAUCGACGGCGACCAGAGGACUGGAUUGAGUUUCAACAGUGUGUAUUUACACGAAAAACGACCAGGGACUUUAUUGAACGAAUACGGUUUUGCAUUAUGAAGAAAGAUUUGAAUGAAAUGAAGACUGAGCUACAUGACAAAGUCGAAAAUCUUCGAGUCCCGGUCAGAAGUACAAUAUGGAAGAUGAUGAGAAGGAUUGGCAAGAUGCUAGAUUUUGGGAGUGGUAGGAGCAGCAAAAUUACAACAGAGCUACGUCACAGCAACCCUGUCUCCACAGGUUUUGGGAAGGUGUAUUUUGGAACCGGAACAAAAUGUGCCCAAGUCAUUGGAAUACCUUGUGUCACAGAAGCUUUGGAUUUUAAAUUGGACAGUAAUCCAAAAGCACCAUCAUGGAUCUGCGGAAAAUUCAGUACAUUCAUCCCCAUGUUUUGGAAUCAACGAAAGACGGCUGUUACAAGCAAAGUUUUACGUCGAAAAAGCGUACAAGAAGCGGUUCCUGACAUUCUCAUUAGUGAGCUAGCCCUGUUGGUGAGACUGCAACACCCUCAAAUUCUGAUGAUUUUAGCAAUUUGUCAAGAAGAAAACUUUGAUUCUUUAUCCCUGAUUUUUGAAAAAAUUGCACUCGGGUCUUUGUAUUUCUUCCUACAUCAACAAAAUCUUCGUAUGAAAUCCACAUUUGCAACAGAUAUCAUAAUUCAAAUCUCUGAAGCACUGGAUUAUAUUCACGGAAGUGGUUUUCUUCAUUGUGGAAUUUCUUCGCAUGCCGUAAUGCUUGUUGGUGACAAUCAUGCCAAACUGGGAUGCUUAGAGUAUGCCAUGCCGGAAGAGAAAAACGCAGCGGAAUCGUUCCUAUCAUCUCGACACCCAUGGUUGGAAACAGACUCUCACUUGUCUGUUCUCCGACAUUGGCUAGCACCCGAAGUCUUGAUUGGAACUCAUCCUCAUUCGCAGGCCAGUGACGUCUACUCACUUUGUUCCGUCAUGUGGGAGCUGGUUGUUGGAGAUGUGCCAUGGAAAGAUCAUGACUUGGCAAAAUUGCGAAUACUUUUAAAAGAAAGUCCGGGUUUACAACUUCAGCUGCGAAAAGAUGUCAUUCCCCCACUAUGGCUGAGCGUGUUACAAGUUGGUUUGAAGCGAAAGCGAGAAGAAAGAGAUUUGGACUUUAAAGAAGUCAGGUUCAUGAUGACCUUAGCCAAGGAACGAGCUUCUUGUGAAGGGUCAGCAGCAGGAACUAGUGGAACAGGGGAGAAGAAGAGUGUGAGUAGAGUUUCCUUGAGGUCUAUGAAUCCAAAUAUUGUAUCACCCGAUGGACAAGGAGAUCGAAUAAGUAGUAGACCAAUUUUGGUUGAAACUAUUAAUGUGGAUGAAGAUGACGACGAUCAAAUUGACUCUAUUGUACAUUUCGGAAGCAGCAACAAGGGAGAACGUUCUAAUACUUCCAUUUGCAGAUCAUUUAAAACUGAAGCAUUUUUGCAAGUUUGAGUAUACAUACACUUAAAUGUCAAAUUUUACCGGUAUAUUAUAUUGAAUAAUGCAUUUUACUUAGUUACAUGCAAUUUUAGACGAGUACAUACAUAACUAACUAUAUAGUAGUAUAGAGUACAAAUAUCUCUAGAUGAGGAAUUGAAAUAUCACAGACAUUGUAAGAAAAAUUAUAACUAAAAUAAUUUAAAUAUAAAUAUUGAUUCAACUAUA